UGGUGCGAGCACACUUUCCCCUUUAAGAUGUGGGAUCUCCGUGCCAGGGCCUGACCUCGGCAUCCUCAGCUGAGCUGGAUUAACGGGGCAGAGGGAAGGGGCCCACCAAGGGAAGCAGGGCCUCCCAGGGCUCCCCACACACAGCCAUAGGGCUCUGUGGGGCUGAGCACACGUGGGCACAGCCAGCACUGUAUGCGAUGGGAGCAUCCAGAGAGCAGUGGGUGGAGGGACAUGCAACCACGCUGGGGAGCAGAGCACUCUGGGGGGGCUUUUAAGUGCUCUGUACCAGGAGUGCUGCUACCAUGAAGGACUUCACUGAAAUCACGCUUUGCCCCGAGGCUCUGGAGCGCAGCGAGACUGAGUUCUGCAACCCCGUCUUUGAGGGCGAGGAGCCCCUGGCAGUGCCUCCAGCUGAGAAGCCACCGGACGAGGAUGGGGUGGGAGCCACAUCACCCCAGGAUGCCCUCGGCCGGCAGCUCUGGGUGCAGGCGGGCUGGCAGUACCGUGCCGACUGCAGGUUCACCUGGCUCUGCGUGGCUCUGAUGAGUGCUGUUCUCCUCUUCCUCAUCGCCCUCCUGCUGGGCAUCGUCAUCCACCAGCUGACAUCCCCGCCACCACCCCACUCCCCGGCUGCAGCCCUGCCCGCCCGCAGCACCGCCACCACCACUGUGGCACCCAGCCAGAGAGACCCCCAGGACCCCAAACCCUCCACCCCAACCCAUGGCCAACCACCUGCAGCCAGCACUCCAGCACCGGUGUGUGGUGGGAUCCUGCGUGGCCCCGAGGGCUCCUUCAGCUCCCCCAACCACCCCGGCCCCUACCCACCCCAUGCCCUCUGCAUAUGGCACAUCGAGGUGGCAGCUGGCAUGGCCAUCCAGCUGACAAUGGAUGCGUUCAGCGUGGAGGGCACCGCCUCCUGCCUCUUCGACCGGCUGGAACUCUAUGAGGAGCAGGGGACCCGGGGGGGCACUGCCAGGUUCUGUGGCAGCGUGGUCCCCCCAACCUUCAACAGCAUCUCCAACCACCUGCGUGUCACCUUUGUCUCUGAUGGCAGUGUGGGGGCACCAGGCUUCAGUGCUCGGUACCGUGCUGUGGCUCCCAGUGAGAAGAGCUGUGCAUGGGAUGAGCACUUUUGUGACCAGGGGCUCUGCAUCCACCUGGGCUUUGUCUGUGAUGGGUUCCACGACUGCGAGGAUCGGAGCGAUGAGGCCAACUGCAGCGUGAAGCACAAAGAGUGCGGGGGGCCGCUGACCACCCUGGAGGGGCACUUCUCCACCCCGAGCCACCCCCAGCCAUACCCACACCAGCAGCUGUGCCUCUGGCAGAUCUCCGUUCCCCUGGGUCACAUCAUAGACCUGCACUUCCACAACUUCAGCCUGGAGUCACACGAAGACUGCAGCUUUGACUUCGUGGAGGUUCACGACAGUGCAGGCACUGGGACUGCCAGCCUCAUGGGCAGGUUCUGUGGCCACCAGCCGCCACCUACCCUGACCUCGUCACGCCACGUCAUGACAGUCCUCUUUGUGGCAGAUGAAGGAGUAGCAGACACCGGGUUCUUUGCCACCUACCAAGCCCGCAAUGCCACAGAAAAAACCUGCAGCCCCGCAGAGUUUUCCUGUGGCAACGGCGAGUGCCGUGCGCUGGAGUCCGUGUGUGAUGGUUGGCACGACUGCCCCGAUGGCACCGAUGAGCUGAACUGUACUGGGGUCUCCUACCCUGCAUUUGGCUCCAUCUGUGAGCCUGUGGAGGUGGAGAUGUGCCUGGGGCUGGGCUACAAUGCCACCUCCUUCCCCAACAUCUGGCUGGCCAUCCCAGACCAGGCGGGAGCUGCCGAAGUGCUGCAGGACUACCAGACGCUGAUGGAGCUCGCCUGCUACCAGCACCUCCGCCUGCUCAUCUGCAGCCUCUUUGUGCCCAAGUGCACACCAGAUGGGGGUGUCCUGCAGCCCUGCCGUGCUGUCUGCCUGGCUGCUGAGCUGCGCUGCCAGCACUCCCUGGGUCUCCUCGGCAUCCUCUGGCCCAUCAACUGUAACAUCCUACCCGACUCCAACGACCCUGUGGAGUGCUUCCAGCCCUGAGAUGGCGAGGAAAGAGGAGUGCCCCAAACCUCCCUUCUGCUCCAGCUGUGAGAUGUCCUGCCCUGACGCCUGCCAGUUUGCUCUGUGCCCAGUUCAGUGCCCAGAUGCCAUGGGCUUUUUGCAGGAUUGUGUUCUCGAAGAGGGACUCUGAGCCCUCAGCAGCAGAGCUGUUAAUGCUCCGUGAAUGGAGCAGGGCUGGGCCAGGGUGAGCCAGGCUGCAGGCUGUCCUCCAGCCUCAGAGCCAGCAAAAUAAAGAGCA
Messenger RNA from Phasianus colchicus (ring-necked pheasant), 2337 nucleotides. The record is from RefSeq and is a predicted model, not a curated record. Lineage: Eukaryota; Metazoa; Chordata; Aves; Galliformes; Phasianidae.